Eruca vesicaria subsp. sativa (arugula) is the source of this 480-nucleotide messenger RNA. NCBI's taxonomy places the organism in Eukaryota, Viridiplantae, Streptophyta, Magnoliopsida, Brassicales, Brassicaceae. The record is from the annotation of a GenBank genome assembly.
AUGAACGGUGGAUUUGGCAUGAAAAAGCAUCUCAUGCAUGUUUCAAACCCCCAAGAGUGUUCUCUUUGUAAGCAAAUUUUCUUUACACCUCAAGACCUAAUCUCACAUUACAACACUUUUCACUCCAAUUAUCAUGUUCCCACCACCUUCCGCCACCACUACCCAUACCCUAAUUGCCGGGGCGCCCCUUAUCCUGCUUUGCCGGGGAUGAACCGUUUCGACUUGAAUUAUCACCGUAGUGGUCGUAUAGAUGAACAACGGAGGUUUUGUAAAGGAUUUCCAGCGAACACUCCAGCCAACUAUUCUAACUUUAUGCAGCAGGAGAAGCCGAAGCUGAUGAAUCUUUUUCCGGCGAUGUCAUCGGAGUGUACUCGUACGCUUCCGCUUCUUUGCCAGCUGGAGCAACGUGGACCGCAGGAGACUGUAACCGAGAAAGACUGGGCCAUAUCGAGUCCCAUCGACUUGACUUUAAGGCUGUGA